This is a messenger RNA of Drosophila grimshawi, 4100 nucleotides long. It is a transcript of the gene mle, whose product is annotated as dosage compensation regulator. The record is from RefSeq and is a predicted model, not a curated record. Bases 28 to 4035 code for a protein of 1335 amino acids. Gene Ontology annotation, cellular component: ribonucleoprotein complex; nucleolus; intracellular anatomical structure. NCBI's taxonomy places the organism in Eukaryota, Metazoa, Arthropoda, Insecta, Diptera, Drosophilidae. The transcript has 5 exons. Gene Ontology annotation, molecular function: 3'-5' DNA helicase activity; double-stranded RNA binding; 3'-5' DNA/RNA helicase activity. Gene Ontology annotation, biological process: positive regulation of transcription by RNA polymerase II; regulation of mRNA processing.
UUUUAUUGAUUAAAGUCUUUGCACAAAAUGGAUAUAAAAUCAUUUUUAUUUUCCUAUUGUGCCAAGAACCAAACGGAGCCCAAGUUCGAAGUGCGUCCAACUGGGCCAAAACAUCGCCAGCGUUUUCUGUGCGAGGUGCGCGUUGAUCUGUGCUCCUAUGUCGCUGUGGGCAACUCCACCAACAAGAAGGAUGCCGAAAAGAAUGCCUCACGUGAUUUUGUCAACUAUUUGGUGCGCGCCGGCAAACUGAAUGUGAAAGAUGUGCCACCAGACGCCGGUGCAUCGCCAGCAUUUGCCGCUGGCAUCGAUGUUGAUAGCAAUAAUGCACGCAUGCCUGGUGUACAGCAGCGUCGUGUCUUUGGCGGCGCAUCGGGACCGCAGGAUUUGGGCGAGGCAUAUCGUCCACUUAACCAUGAAGGUGGACGUGAACGCUUCAGCCUUUUCGAUCAUGUCCAGGAACAAAAGGACAUGAACGAGGCGGAGUCAAUUGAUGUGAACGCGGCUAUCCAUGGCAACUGGACCAUAGAGAAUGCCAAAGAUUGCUUGAAUAUUUAUAAGCAAUCGAAUAACAUUCGUGAAGACUACAAGUUUACGCCCGUUGGCCCAAAUCAUGCCAGGAGCUAUAUGGCCGAGCUGUCCAUAUUUGUGCCGGCCCUAAAGCGCAAGGUCACCGCAAGGGAGACUGGCUCCAACAAGAAAGCGGCGAGCAAAUCUUGCGCCCUUUCCCUGGUGCGUCAACUCUUUCAUUUGAAAGUUAUCGAAGCAUUCAGCGGCACGCUCAAAAAGAAAAAGGAUGAGGAACUGAAGCCAUAUCCAGUCAAGCUGAAUCAACUGCUCAUUGAUGAUGUGGAUGAGGUCAUCAGGGAUCUCGAUCUGCCUGUGGUCAAUCCACGCAACAUUAAAGUCGAACCAGACGGCAUGCCCAUGUCUCUAAUCGUUACACCAGCUCGCUUGGAUAUGAGCCAGGAUAGCGACGGGCGUCAAGACAACAUUGCUGUCAUUCCCUGGGCACCGCCGCAGCCCAACUGGAAUGCCUGGCAUGCCUGCAACAUUGAUGAGGGCACUCUGGCCACCGCCUCGCUGGAUGAACUCUCUGAUGACUACGAGCACCAGUUGCGUGAUCGUCGCGAGAGCGAUGCCGAAUAUCGUCAGUUUUUGGAGUUUCGCGACAAGCUGCCAAUUGCAGCCAUGCGCUCCGAGAUCAUGAACGCCAUCAACGAGAGUCAAGUGGUCAUCAUACGCGGCAACACCGGGUGUGGCAAGACCACACAAAUUGCUCAAUAUAUCCUCGACGACUAUAUCACAUCGGGCCAGGGUGGCUAUGCCAACAUCUAUGUGACCCAGCCGCGUCGUAUCUCGGCCAUUUCGGUGGCUGAGCGCGUCGCACGUGAACGCUGCGAGCAACUGAGCGAUAGUGUUGGCUAUUCGGUGCGCUUUGAGUCCGUCUUUCCGCGUCCGUACGGCGCCAUCCUCUUCUGCACCGUGGGCGUCCUACUGCGCAAACUGGAGGCGGGCCUGCGCGGUAUCUCGCACAUUAUUGUCGAUGAGAUACACGAGCGCGAUGUGAACAGCGACUUUCUCUUGGUCAUCUUGCGCGACAUGGUCGCCACUUAUCCGGACUUGCACAUUAUUCUUAUGUCGGCUACAAUUGAUACGACUCUAUUUUCCAAAUACUUUGGCGACUGUCCGGUGCUGGAGGUGCCUGGACGUGCAUUUCCCGUGCAACAGUUCUUCCUGGAGGACAUCAUUCAGAUGACCGGCUUCGUACCGUCCGCAGAGUCGCAUCGCAAGCGCAAGGAGGCCGACGACGAGGAGCGACUUCUGCUUAAGGACAACGACGAGGAGGGCGAAUCGAAUCUGAACAAGGUGUGCGAGGACAAGUAUUCGCAGCAGACUCGCAAUGCCAUGGCCUUGUUGUCCGAAUCGGACGUCAGCUUCGAGCUGCUCGAGUCAUUGUUGAUGCACAUCAAAUCGAAGAAUAUACCCGGUGCCAUUCUGGUCUUUCUUCCCGGCUGGAAUCUGAUAUUUGCCCUGAUGAAGUAUCUGCAGAGCUCGACCAAUUUUGGCAAUCCGCAAUAUCGCAUUUUGCCCUGCCACUCGCAGAUACCGCGCGAUGAUCAGCGCAAGGUCUUCGAAUCGGUGCCUGAUGGCGUCACCAAGAUCAUUCUGUCCACAAACAUUGCCGAGACAUCGAUUACCAUUGAUGAUAUUGUAUUUGUGGUGGACAUUUGCAAGGCACGCAUGAAGCUAUUCACAUCGCACAACAAUCUGACCAGCUAUGCGACCGUUUGGGCCAGCAAGACCAAUCUGGAGCAGCGCAAGGGACGCGCUGGUCGCGUCCGUCCUGGCUUCUGUUUCACGCUAUGCUCACGCGCACGCUUCGCCCAGCUGGAGGAGAAUCUGACGCCGGAAAUGUUCCGCACACCGUUGCAUGAGAUCGCCUUGACGGUGAAGCUAUUACGCCUGGGCGCCAUACAUCAUUUCCUGUCCAAGGCACUGGAGCCACCGCCAGUGGAUGCUGUCAUCGAGGCAGAGGUGCUGCUGCGGGAUAUGCGCUGCCUAGAUGCCAACGAUAAUCUGACGCCCUUGGGCAGACUUCUCGCCCGGCUGCCCAUUGAGCCGCGUCUGGGCAAGAUGAUGGUGCUGGGCGCAGUAUUUGGAUGCGCUGAUCUCGUCGCUGGAAUGGCCUCCUAUUCGAGUACCUUUUCGGAGGUGUUUGCUUUGGACAUUGGCCAGCGACGUUUGGCCAACCAUCAGAAGGCGCUGAGCGGACGCAAGUGCUCGGAUCAUGUGGCCAUGAUCGUUGCCUCACAACUGUGGCAGAAUGCCAAGCAUCGUGGGGAGCAGGAGGAGGCGCGCUUCUGCGAUUGGAAGGGACUGCAAAUGUCGACCAUGAAUGUGAUGUACGAUGCCAAGAUGCAGCUACUCGAUCUGCUGCAGCAGGCGGGCUUCCCCGAGGAGUGCAUGCUGGGUCAUCAGGUGGAUGCCAAUGCCAAUGAUCCCGAGCUGGAUGUCGCAACGGCGCUGCUCUGUCUCGGACUAUAUCCGAACAUCUGUGUGCACAAGGAGAAGCGCAAGGUGCUCACCACCGAGUCGAAGGCGGCUUUGCUCCACAAGACUUCGGUGAACUGCAGCAAUCUGGCUGUGAACUUCCCCUAUCCAUUCUUUGUCUUCGGCGAGAAGAUUCGCACGCGUGCCGUGUCCUGCAAGCAAAUGUCCAUGGUUACGCCGCUUCAGGUGAUGCUCUUCGGUUCGCGCAAAAUCGAUCUGGCGCCCAACAGCAUUGUGCGCGUGGAUAACUGGCUCAAUUUCGAGAUGGAUCCCGAGCAUGCCGCCAAGAUUGGAGCACUGAAGCCGGCCCUCGAAGAUCUAAUAACCAUUGCUUGCGACAAUCCCAGCGGUGUGUUAAAGCUGGAUGACCGCUACGCCCGACUGGUGCGCGUGGUCCGCGAACUCUGCGAGCAGAAUGCUGGCGAUUAUGGGCUGCAUCGUGAAUCUGGUGUGAUGCCCUUUAUGUCCCGUACCUUCCGCGAGAACAAUAGUGGAUUUGGUGGAGCAGCCAAGCGUGGACGUUUCGAUGGCGGUGGUUAUGGUGGAAGAGAUGUAAGAGAUGGCGGUGGAGGCGAAUCUAGAGGCAGCUUCGGUGGUGGCGGUGGUAGUGGAAAUUUUGGAGGUGGUGGUCGUGGCUAUAGAGGCGGCCGCUCGAGUGGUUUUGGAAAUCGCUACGGUGGCAACGGCGGCUUCAACAAUGGACGAUUCGGAGGUGCCUACAACAAUGGAGUAGGAGGUGGUGGCAGCGGCAACGGCGGCGGUGGCUUCAACAAUAUAGGAGGAGGUGGUGGCAGCGGAUUCAACAAUGGAGGUGGAGGAGGUGGUGGCCGCGGAUACAACAACGGAGGUGGAGGAGGCGGUUUCAACGAUGGAGCAGGAGACGGAGGAAGAAACGGCGGAGGCAACUUUGGCAGCGAUGGAAGCUAUGGGGGAGGUGGUGGCAGCAACAAUAACUGGCGUGCCUACUCCUAUCAGAGCUUUUAAAUUAUUCUAAUCUAAUAUUCUUAUAAUUAUUAUAAUUACAAUUUAAUAAAAAUGCUACAGUUAAC